This is a messenger RNA of Aspergillus clavatus NRRL 1, 1539 nucleotides long. It is a transcript of the gene tim44, whose product is annotated as protein translocase subunit TIM44. Gene Ontology annotation, molecular function: protein-folding chaperone binding. The record is from RefSeq and is a predicted model, not a curated record. NCBI's taxonomy places the organism in Eukaryota, Fungi, Ascomycota, Eurotiomycetes, Eurotiales, Aspergillaceae. Gene Ontology annotation, cellular component: mitochondrial inner membrane. The coding region runs from base 1 to 1539 and encodes 512 amino acids. The transcript has 2 exons. Gene Ontology annotation, biological process: protein import into mitochondrial matrix.
AUGUCGGCUAUCGCACGGGCGGCAACCAUACGGGCCCAGGUUCCUGGCCUCAAGGCUACAUACGGCAAUGCCAUCGCAUCUCCACGAGCUUUGUUCCAGAGCGGUUCCUACUCAACUCUACCUUCUACCUCUUUUACAUCACAAAACAACAGGACGACCCUCUCCCAGCCCUUCCGACUCGUCUCCCCAUACACUGCUUUGCCUUUGACGCGGUCAUUCCAUGGCGCUGCGGCUCGCUGGCAACAACAGCAGAAAGAGAAGCCGACCGAAGAAAAGCAGAGUGAAGGAGCCAGCCGCGAGAAGGGCGAAGAAGCGAAAGACGAAGGGAGCAAAGAAGAAGGACAAAAGGAAACGCCUCCACCACCGCCACCUCACGGAGACAAGACUCCCUGGCAAGUCUUCAGGGAGACUCUUCAGUCAGAAUUCAAGGCAUCCAAGGAAUGGAAUGAGUCCACCAAGGCUCUUGCAUCGUCUGCCCACCAGUUCGCCGAGAAUGAGAAUGUCAAGCGUGCUCGUGCUGCUUAUGAAGCUGCUUCAGGAGCGGCAACUUCUAAGACCUCGUCUGCAUUGAAGACAACUGGCCAUGCCAUCGGUAAAGGAGCUACGUGGACUUGGAACACGCCCGUUGUCAAGGGUAUCCGAAAGGGUGUCAAUGUGACUGGUGCUGGACUCGAGAAGGCUACCCGGCCCGUGCGCGAAACCGAGGCCUACAAGAACGUGAAGGAAGCUAUUGAUGAUGGCAGCAGCUCCCGCUAUGGUGGCUGGAUCGAGAAAGAGGAACGCCGUAGACAGCGGCAACUACGUGAAGAGAAAGAGUUGCAGAGUGGGCGUCGUCGGGCUGAGCCGAUGGCUGAAGAUCCAAAUGCGGGAACCAAUGUCACUCUUCACAAAGAUGCCGCAUGGAAGGAGUCGUGGCGCGACUUCAAGGACUCCAAUCCUAUGAUGCAGAAGCUUUUCGCUUUGAAGGAGACAUACAAUGAAUCUGAGAACCCUCUCAUUAGUACUGCACGAAGCAUCUCGGACCGCGUUGCUGGUUUCUUUGCCGAGAACGAAACUGCCCAGGUCAUUAAGAAGUUCCGCGAAAUGGACCCCAACUUCCAGAUGGAAUCAUUCUUGAGAGAGAUGCGCGAAUACAUCCUUCCCGAAGUUCUUGACGCCUACGUCAAGGGUGAUGUCGAGACGCUCAAGCUUUGGUUGUCGGAUGCGCAGUUCCACGUGUACGCUGCUCUUUCCAAGCAAUACACCACCGCCGGUCUAAAGUCGGACGGUCGGAUCCUCGAUAUCCGUGGUGUUGAUGUUUCUAACGCUCGUAUGCUGGAACCUGGCGAGAUCCCCGUUUUUGUUGUUACCUGCCGUACACAAGAAGUUCAUGUGUACCGCAACGUGAAGUCCGGUGAACUCGCAGCCGGUAUGGAGGACAAGGUGCAGCUGGUCACUUACGCCAUCGGUCUCACAAGAAUACCCGAGGAUGUCAACAACCCUGAAACCAGAGGAUGGAGAUUGAUCGAGUUGCAGAAGGCUGCCCGUGACUACAUCUAG